Messenger RNA from Yamadazyma tenuis ATCC 10573, 1509 nucleotides. RefSeq names its product 17-beta-hydroxysteroid dehydrogenase-like protein (gene EXG3). The record is from RefSeq and is a predicted model, not a curated record. Gene Ontology annotation, biological process: glucan catabolic process. Gene Ontology annotation, cellular component: cell surface; extracellular region. Lineage: Eukaryota; Fungi; Ascomycota; Pichiomycetes; Serinales; Debaryomycetaceae. Gene Ontology annotation, molecular function: glucan endo-1,6-beta-glucosidase activity.
AUGUUUGAUAAUUUGAAGGUCAAGUCCAAAGGAUCCAAAAUUGAACCAGCUGAUCCUCCGGUCAGCCCAGGUGCAAAACCAACUAAGAAACAGAUUUACCAAGCCCGUCAAAACUACGGAGUUAAUUUAGGUGCUUGCUUUGUAUUGGAGAAGUGGAUUUAUCACGGGUUAUUCAUUGACGAUACAGCUGUCGAAUUGGAAGCUACUAAGAAGUCUGUGAAGAAGUUAGGUAAAGAUGAUACCAGAAAGAAGUUUGAAGACCAUUGGAACAGCUUUAUGAGUGAUUCUGACUGGGAUUGGUUGGAAUCCCACCAAGUGACAUCUGUCAGAAUUCCUUUGGGAUACUGGGAAGUUGAUGGUGGAAAGUAUACCAAAAAUACAAAGUUUGAAAAGUAUGCCAAAGACGUCUAUAAAAAUGCCUGGUCAAUAUUCAAGGAAAAGUUCAUCGAAAAGGCGGGCACCAAAGGAAUUGCUGUUCUUGUUGAUAUUCACGGACUACCAGGAGGUGCUAACGGAGAUUCUCACAGUGGAGAAAAGGAAGGAGGUGAUGCUGAAUUUUGGAGUUCACAGGGUUUGCAACUUCAAGUCUGUGAUAUGCUCAAAUUUAUUGCUUCUGAUUUGAAAAAGUACGACAAUAUCGCCGGAAUCCAAGUAGUUAAUGAAUCUGUGUUCAGCAAUGAUACAAAGAGACAACGUUACUACUACGGAGCUGCGAUUAAUCUGAUCAGAGAAGCAGACAAGGCAAUCCCCGUAGUCAUUUCUGAUGGAUGGUGGCCAGAUCAAUGGGUGAAAUGGGUGCAAGAAAAGCAGCUGUCAGGAAAUAUCGGUGUUGUGCUUGACCAUCACUGCUAUCGGUGCGCUUCUGACGACGACAAGAAGAAGUCGCCUUCUCAGAUCAUCGAUGGGUUGAAUAAUGAUCUUUUAACAAACCUUAGUGAUAACUCCAAAGGUGUUGACAUUAUGAUUGGUGAGUACUCGUGUGUGUUAGAUGGUCAAUCUUGGGACAAGGACAACAGUAGCUCAAAGAGAGAUCAGUUUGUCAAAAACUUUGCUAAAAGACAAAUUGAACUCUUUAAUGAAAGAGCCAAUGCUGGUUCAUACUUUUGGACGUUCAAGUUUGAGGCUGGAUCGGGUGGUGAAUGGGACUUCAAGACCAUGUCGGAUAAUGGGGUUAUACAAAGUCCAAUUGGGUUUAAGGGGAAGUCUGUUCCCGAUGACAGAAAAAGAGAUGAGAUUCUCGAUCAUGAAUUCAACAAUCACAAAUCAUACUGGGACAAUUCCAACAAAAAUGAAAAAUAUGAACAUGACAGAUUUAAAGAUGGGUUCCUUACUGCGUGGUCUGACUCCAAAGCUUUUGCUGAGUUCAAUGGUUCUGUCAUUGGCAGAAGAGAGGCUUGGAAAGACGCAAGACUUGAUGAGCACAUUAAACAAAAGGGGAAGGGAAAGCACGUAUGGGAAUGGGAACAUGGUUUUGACUCUGGCUUGAAGAGUUUUAAGAAUUCAUUAUAG